Selaginella moellendorffii is the source of this 3313-nucleotide messenger RNA. Its product is annotated as 2-oxoglutarate dehydrogenase, mitochondrial. Gene Ontology annotation, biological process: tricarboxylic acid cycle. Lineage: Eukaryota; Viridiplantae; Streptophyta; Lycopodiopsida; Selaginellales; Selaginellaceae. Gene Ontology annotation, cellular component: oxoglutarate dehydrogenase complex; mitochondrion. The record is from RefSeq and is a predicted model, not a curated record. Bases 107 to 3211 code for a protein of 1034 amino acids. The transcript is spliced from 9 exons. Gene Ontology annotation, molecular function: thiamine pyrophosphate binding; oxoglutarate dehydrogenase (succinyl-transferring) activity.
UUUAGCGGAAGGAAAAAAGGCUCCUUCCUUUGAGUGUCGCCAACGUUGACGUGACUUAAUGUAGCCUCCAGAUAGAUAUUUUAGGGCUCCUCUCCUUUGUGGCGCAAUGGCGCAUCGUCUAGCAGCGCGAUCUUCCUCCAGAGCCGCGAUUCGGCGGCUGUGCGUGCGAUUCUUCCACUCCAGCACCACAAGCAGCGGCGAUCGAUCGGCGCCGCGCCAGGUACUGAAAUAUCUCGAGGAAUCGCAACGGCGGCAGCCUUUUGGGGUCCGAUCGCUGCCAUUCCAUGGCAGCCCGCGGUGGAUGCAGACGGCCGCGGCGUCGGCGCCCCGGUCCGUGCCCCUCUCGCGCCUCACGGAUAAUUUCCUCGAUGGCACAAGCAGCGUCUACCUCGAAGAGCUCCAGAGGGCGUGGGAGGCAGAUCCCAAGAGCGUGGAUGAAUCGUGGGACAACUUCUUUCAGAACUUCACAGGGAAAGCGGCCUCCAGCCCGGGGGUGUCCGGCCAGACGAUCCAGGAGAGUAUGCGCUUGCUGCUGCUGGUGAGAGCGUACCAGGUCAAUGGUCACAUGAAAGCCAAGCUCGAUCCACUGGGACUGGACGAGCGGGUUCCUCCUGAAGAUCUCAACCCUGCGCUCUAUGGAUUCACAGAGGCCGAUCUGGAUCGGGAGUUUUUCAUCGGGGUGUGGAGGAUGUCCGGGUUUCUGUCGGAGAAUCGCCCAGUCCAGACUCUCCGCGCGAUCUUAAAGCGACUCGAGCAAGCCUACUGUGGGACGAUUGGGUAUGAGUAUAUGCACAUCUCGGAUCGAGAGAAGUGUAACUGGUUGCGGGAGAAGAUCGAGCAGCACGUUCCUAGCAAGUAUUCUAAGGAAAGGCAGAUCACCAUCCUCGAUCGUCUCAUCUGGGGGACAAAGUUUGAGAACUUCCUGGCACAGAAGUGGACGGCCAAGAGGUUUGGACUGGAAGGUUGCGAGACACUUAUCCCUGGUAUGAAGGAGCAAAUCGAUCGAGCAGCGGACCUGGGAGUCGAGAGCGUUGUCAUCGGUAUGCCUCACCGUGGCAGGCUCAACGUACUGGGAAACGUUGUGAGGAAGCCUCUGCGGCAAAUCUUUAGCGAGUUUGCUGGGGGGACCAAGCCUGCCGAGAGUGGCUACAGUGGAAGUGGUGAUGUCAAGUACCAUCUAGGAACGUCCUACGAUAGACCGACCAGGACAGGGAAGCACAUCCAUCUCUCGCUUGUUGCGAAUCCUAGCCACCUGGAAGCUGUGGAUCCGGUUGUGGUUGGUAAGACGAGAGCCAAGCAGUACUACUCGGACGACUUCGAGAGGAAGAAGAACAUGGCGAUUCUGCUUCAUGGAGAUGGGAGCUUCUCUGGCCAAGGUGUGGUGUAUGAGACGCUGCACUUGAGCGACCUUCCAAACUACACCACCGGGGGAACGAUUCAUAUCGUCGUGAACAAUCAGGUGGCUUUUACGACGGAUCCUAGGAGCAGUCGCUCCUCGCCUUACUGCACGGACGUUGCCAAGGCUUUGAACGCUCCUAUCUUUCACGUGAAUGGAGAUGACGUUGAGGCUGUCGUCCAUGCCUGCGAGCUGGCCGCAGAAUGGAGGUGCCAGUUCAAGGCGGAUGUUGUGGUGGACAUAGUUUGCUACCGUCGUUUUGGUCACAAUGAGAUUGACGAGCCAUCGUUCACUCAACCGAAAAUGUAUCAGGUUAUCAAAAAUCACCCAACUUCAUUGGAACUCUAUGAGAAGAAACUCAUCGAAAGUGGUCAGAUCAGUGAGGAGACCGUGAAAAAAAUCCAUGACAAAGUGUAUGGAAUUUUAAGCGAAGAGUUCGAGAACAGCAAAGACUACGUUCCUAAGACACAGGACUGGCUUGCGGCAUAUUGGUCAGGUUUCAAGAGUCCGGAGCAGUUGUCACGGUUAAGAAACACCGGUGUUAAACCAGAGGUAUUGAAAAAUGUUGGCAAGAAAAUCACCACUCUUCCUCCCUCGUUUACCCCGCAUAGAGCGAUCAAGAGGGUGUAUGAGCAACGUGCGCAGAUGAUUGAAACGGGAGACGGAGUGGAUUGGGCUACAGCUGAGGCAUUGGCGUUCGCAACGCUUCUUGCAGAGGGGAACCACGUACGGUUGAGCGGCCAGGACGUCGAAAGAGGCACUUUUAGCCAUAGACAUGCCGUGGUACACGAUCAAGAAACUGGUGAAAGAUACUGCCCCCUUGACCACGUUGUGACCAAUCAAAAGGAGGAGAUGUUUACCGUGAGCAACAGCUCGCUCUCGGAAUUCGGGGUGCUUGGGUUUGAGCUCGGAUAUUCAAUGGAAAACCCGAAUUCGUUGGUGUGCUGGGAAGCUCAGUUUGGAGACUUCGCCAAUGGUGCGCAGGUGAUAUUUGAUCAGUUUUUGAGCAGUGGAGAAGCCAAGUGGUUGCGUCAAACGGGACUGGUGUGCAUGCUGCCACACGGUUAUGAUGGACAAGGGCCAGAGCACUCGAGUGCGAUGCUAGCAAGGUUUUUGCAGAUGAGCGAUGAUCAUCCCUUCGUUAUUCCCGAGAUGGAAGUGUCUCUUCGGAAGCAGAUCCAGGAGUGCAAUUGUCAGGUUGUGAACGUGACGACGCCUGCAAACUACUUCCAUGUUCUUCGCCGACAGCUCCAUCGCGACUUCAGGAAGCCACUCAUAAUUAUGUCCCCGAAGAAUCUCCUUCGCCACUCGUCAUGCCGCUCGAAUCUGUCCGAGUUUGAUGACGUUCAGGGGCAUCCUGGUUUUGACAAGCAGGGCACACGAUUCAAGCGCCUGGUCAAGGACAAGAACGAUCACGGCACGGUGGAGCCAGAAAUCCGUCGCCUGGUCCUCUGCUCUGGAAAGGUAUACUACGAGCUCGACGAGGAAAGGGAGCGCGUUGGAGCAAAGGACGUGGCCAUCUGCCGCGUAGAGCAGCUGUGCCCGGUUCCUUACGAUCUCCUCCAACGAGAACUCAAGCGCUAUCCAAACGCGGACGUUGUGUGGUGCCAGGAAGAACCCAUGAACAUGGGAGCCUUCUCCUACAUUGCUCCGCGACUGGGAACGGCAAUGCUGUCCGUCAAUCGUGGAAGCUUUGGGGACAUCAAGUACGUGGGAAGGCCUCCAUCCGCGGCCACUGCGACUGGAUUCGCUGCGGUGCACAAGAUGGAGCAAACCGAGCUCGUCCAGAAGGCUCUCCAAGCGGAAAAAAUGUAAAGCUAGCGAUUGUUCUUCCAGCUCACAGAAUAAAACCCGCGAGAGAGAUGAUAACUUAUAAUCAAUCACACCAAUAAAAGUAUACACCAUUUCUUUUGUUCU